Molecule: messenger RNA, 2324 nt
Organism: Telopea speciosissima
Lineage: Eukaryota; Viridiplantae; Streptophyta; Magnoliopsida; Proteales; Proteaceae
Product: WD repeat-containing protein 26 homolog
Exons: 5
Coding region: 343-2091 (582 amino acids)
Molecular function (GO): protein binding
Source: RefSeq, a predicted model, not a curated record
UCUGAUAAGAACGAUCCAUUUCCCUUCCUCGCAUGGGUAUAAAAAUAUAACAUCUGUUUUUUGGGCAUAAUUUAUUUCUAUUUCCGUUUCUCACUCUCUGUUGCCCCUUUCAUUGUGAUCAUUUUCGCUUUUCUUUUACUUGUAAUGCAAAAAAUAACCCACAUAAAUCUACAUAAGUGAACAGACACAGAAGAAAAACGAAGGCUUCUUUGAGGUUUGGAGCUCUUGUCCUUUUGAGUUUUGACUUGUGAUUCACCAAGAGGCAUUGGAGACACUAUUUGUUUGCUAUUUCACUAUAGUCUUGGACCUUUUCCUGGGUUAUGGGCUGAGUUUGGGCAUUUCAUGGGAGGUGUAGAGGAUGAUGAACCACCCACAAAACGUGUGAAAGUAUCCUCAGGUGAAUUGAGGAGCCUCUUGAACAAUUCGUCUCUUACAGAGCCCCUUGUUGGCUCUUUGGGAGACUUGAUGGCUCGUCCUCUACCUUCACAAGGGGAUGAAGAGAUGGUUGGUACUAAAGGAAUUAUUAAAAGAGUGGAAUUUGUCAGGAUCAUAACCAAAGCCUUGUACUCUCUUGGUUAUGAGAAGAGUGGGGCUCUUCUAGAGAAAGAAUCAGGAAUACCUUUACACUCUUCUGUGGUUAACUCAUUUAGGCAACAAGUGCUUGAUGGAAAUUGGGAUGAAAGUGUGGCCACAUUGCAUAAAAUUGGUCUCACCGAUGAAACUGUUGUAAAGUCGGCAUCUUUCUUGAUAUUGGAGCAGAAAUUCUUUGAGCUUUUGGAGAAGGAUAAAUUUAUGGAUGCUUUGAAGACAUUAAGGUCUGAGAUAGCACCUCUUUGCAUUAACACAAGUCGGGUGCAUGAGCUCUCCGCCUGCAUUGUGUCUCCUUCUCGCUGCUUAUUAUCUGGGCUCUCCAGUCAAGAUAUUGUGAGUACAAACUCACGAUCAAAGCUUUUGGGAAAAUUGCAGGAAUUGCUUCCCCCAACUGUUAUGAUACCUGAAAGAAGGUUAGAACAUCUAGUUGAGCAGGCUCUUAAUGUUCAACGGGAGGCUUGUGUGUUUCACAACUCUUUGGAUAGUGCACUGUCAUUGUACUCUGAUCAUCAAUGUGGAAAGGACCAGAUUCCUUCUCAUACUUUACAGGUCUUGCAAGCCCACCGUGAUGAAGUCUGGUAUUUGCAAUUUUCGCAUAAUGGGAAAUACUUAGCUUCGUCAUCUAAUGAUCGAUCAGCAAUUAUAUGGGAGGUUAAUGAGGAUGGUGGAGUCUCCUUGAAGCAUAGACUAACUGGACACCAGAAACCUGUGCUGACUGUUUCUUGGAGCCCUGAUGACCGGCAGCUCCUCACCUGUGGAAUGGAGGAAGUUAUCAGACGUUGGGAUGUGACUUCUGGUGUAUGUCUCCAAGCUUAUGAAAAAGCUGGUGUUGGUUCGAUCUCCUGUGGAUGGCUUCCUGAUGGGAAACGGGUGUUCUCUGGUAUGACUGACAAGAGUAUUUGUAUGUGGGAUUUGGAUGGGAAAGAGCUGGAGUGUUGGAAAGGGCUGCGGACACUGAAGAUCUCAGACAUGGCCAUCACAAAUGAUGGGAAGAGGAUUAUAAGCAUGUGUAGGGAAAAUGCGAUACUUCUGCUCGACCGAGAAGCAAAAGUGGAGGGUGAGAUUGAAGAGAAUCAAACAAUUACUUCAUUCUCAUUAUCAAGGGACAAUAAGUUCUUGCUGAUUAAUCUUUUUAACCAAGAAAUCCAUCUGUGGAGCAUCGAUGGUGAUCUUAAGCUUGUCUCCAAGUACAUGGGUCACAAACGCAGUCGGUUUGUCAUUAGGUCUUGCUUUGGUGGCUUUGACCAAGCCUUCAUUGCCAGUGGAAGUGAAGAUUCACAGGUCUAUAUAUGGCAUAGAGCAACUGGAGAACUCCUGGAGGCAUUGCCUGGACAUUCUGGAGCUGUUAACUGUGUUAGCUGGAAUCCUGCAGACCCCCACAUGUUGGCAUCUGCAAGUGAUGACCGUACAAUUCGUAUAUGGGGUUUAAAUCGGGUUAACCUUAAGCGCAAGGACACUUACUGUAAUGGCAUCAUCCACCACUGCAAUGGAGGAACAUAAGAGCAAAUGAAAAUGAAAAGAAACAAAAAUAUUACUUGAAUUGGUCAGGUUUUAUUGUUAAUUUCAAGUCCAUUGCAUUGUGUAAAUUCUCUUCCUUCUUAUCUUGGCAUGCAUAGCAAACAAGCAUGUAAAGUUUGCUACUGCUAUCUGCCAACAAACCAUUUACUGAUCAACAUUUUUUUUCUUCCAAAUUUCUCCCAAUUUGUUUUUCUAAUUGGAGAUUGUUCAAAGCA